Molecule: messenger RNA, 5311 nt
Organism: Salmo salar (Atlantic salmon)
Lineage: Eukaryota; Metazoa; Chordata; Actinopteri; Salmoniformes; Salmonidae
Gene: slc25a25b
Product: solute carrier family 25 member 25b
Biological process (GO): transmembrane transport
Cellular component (GO): mitochondrial inner membrane
Molecular function (GO): calcium ion binding
Source: RefSeq, a predicted model, not a curated record
AACUGGCCCAAUUUGUGGCAGGAACAGCCCUCAUACGAUACCGGUUUAUUUUGUGUCAUCACUAUCAAACCGACCGCCAAUUCAAACGGGAGGAUUUCGCCGGGACCUUAGUCAAGACAAGAAAGUGGACCUCUUCACGAACAGUAGAAGGUAUCUCUGAAGGGAUUUUCGUGGCACUGAAACUUGUCUAAAUUGACUAACGUUACAUUCUAAUCCACCUCAUUUCUCAGCUGUAGCUAACGUUAGUAGCUAACGCUAGUAAACCAACUGAGUUAGCAGAUAAUAAGUCAACCGUUUUGGACUAAACAGGCAUAACAGUGGAAUAAGAAAGUUAAAUUGCAAAGUCUACAACAUUUUACUGUUUAGUCUGUAGCUACUACUUUAGCAAUCCUUAACAAUUUGGGGUUAUAACGCACGUGACAUGGUGGCUAAAAUAGACAGCUAGCAAAGCUACCACACGUCACCACACUUCGAUAUUGUAAAAUAUCGUCAUUGAUCGUAGUAGUUUGACAUUAUUGGUUCCAUCCGUAUGAUGCACCAGCAAGGGACUUUUGUGUCACCCUUGCUCAGCGGGGUCUUUUGUCAAUGCCGAACAGAGGAGGCCCACAUGGGUUCUGACCCCGGUGGAGGGCUCGAGGGUGCUGGGGGCGCAUCCUCAUCAUCUUUCACAUCCUCACCUCUAACUCGGGAGCGUCCGUUGUCAGUAGAGAUCACAGGUUCCUGUGAUGACUCCUGUGAGCCAUCAUACCCAUGCGAACUUUGUGGUGGACCCGAGCAGGACCAUAGACUGAAAGUGCUGUUUCAAGUCCUGGACGUGAAUGGUGAUGGGGGCAUCUGCGUCAACGACCUGUCCAUUGGGCUCAAGAAACUGGGGGUUCAUCGCACUGAGCUCGAGCUUAUGAAAAUAGUGAAAGCGGGAGACAAGGACCUGGACGGCCAGCUGGACUUUGAGGAGUUUGUCCACUACCUGAGAGACCACGAGAAGAAGCUUCGGCUGGUCUUCAAGAGCCUGGACAAGAAGAACGAUGGUCACAUUGACUCGCAGGAAAUCAUGCAGUCCCUUCGAGACCUGGGGGUUAACAUCUCUGAGCAGCAGGCUGAGAAGAUCCUCAAAAGAAUAAGGAAGGGCCUUGUCUGGGCCCCUAUCAUGUACAUGGACAAGAACGGCACGAUGACCAUCGACUGGAACGAGUGGAGAGACUACCACCUGCUGCACCCUGCUGAUAACAUUCCUGAGAUCAUCCUGUACUGGAAACACUCUACGAUCUUCGAUGUUGGGGAGAGUCUGAUGGUCCCAGAUGAGUUCACCGCCGAGGAGAAGAAGACUGGGAUGUGGUGGCGACACCUAGUGGCUGGAGGGGCAGCCGGCGCCGUGUCUCGAACCUGCACAGCACCUCUGGACCGGCUCAAAGUGCUCAUGCAGGUUCACGCCACCCGUACCAACAGCAUGUGCAUCGCCGGCGGCUUCACCCACAUGAUCCGUGAGGGUGGCAUGAGGUCGCUAUGGCGAGGCAAUGGCAUGAACGUCAUCAAGAUUGCCCCCGAGUCGGCCAUCAAGUUCAUGGCUUACGAGCAGAUCAAACGGUUGAUAGGCAGCAACCAGGAGACCCUGGGCAUCCUGGAGAGGUUUGUGGCUGGAUCCCUGGCUGGAGCCAUCGCUCAGAGCAGCAUCUACCCCAUGGAGGUGUUAAAGACCCGCCUAGCCCUGAGGAAGACAGGACAGUUCUCUGGCAUCGCUGACUGCGCCAAACACAUCUUCCGGAAGGAGGGCAUGGCCGCCUUCUACAAGGGCUACAUUCCCAACUUGAUAGGCAUCAUCCCCUACGCUGGCAUUGACCUGGCCGUCUACGAGACUCUGAAGAACUCGUGGCUGCAGCGCUACGCCACAGACAGUGCAGACCCAGGGGUGUUUGUCCUUUUAGCCUGCGGUACCACUUCCAGCACCUGUGGCCAGCUGGCUAGCUACCCCCUGGCCCUGGUCAGGACCCGCAUGCAGGCACAAGCCACCAUCGAGGGCGGUCCCCAGAUGACCAUGUCAGGGCUGUUUAAACACAUCGUGAAGACUGAGGGUGUGUUCGGACUCUACCGGGGCCUGGCCCCCAACUUCAUGAAGGUCAUUCCAGCAGUCAGCAUUAGCUACGUGGUCUACGAGAACCUCAAGAUAAGCUUGGGGGUCGUGUCUCGGUGAGGACCAGGAGGAAAGGGAGGGAGCACCUCCCCUAAAAGCCAAAGGGUUAUUUUUUGCUUUUCUUUUUGGAGAGAAAAAGAGGAGAGCGAGGAGUAGGAGACUGAGUGGGAAGAGUUACCAAGCAGCGGAGCAGGUGACUCGGAAAGAAGGGGUUGUUGCUGGGAUUGUUGGAAACGUUGUCUCAUUCUGUGAAUGUUAUGAGGACAGGUGGGUCGAGGUGAAUGGAAGGGGGAGAUAUAUACUACAACACUAACAACUAAAACGGGGUUCUCCAACCCUGUUCCUGGAGAGCUACCUCCAGGAGGGUAGCUCCAACCCCCCCACCAGGAACAGGGUUGGAGAACUUUAGACUAAAAGAAGUGAUGGACAGAUGUGGACAGACACUGUGACUUGGAGGGAGGUAUGGGGAUCCUCUCUCAUAGAUGUAACCUUUAAUCAUCAUUAUUUAAUGUGUUAUUUUGUCAUCCAGGUUAACUAAAAAGCAAUCUCUUCACUGGAACACCAACAUUCUCCAACCAGCUUGAAGUUUGCUAAUAAUAAUGUAUUUAGGGACCAAGAAGCUGCUUUUGUUCGUGACUGUUGCAUUGUGGCGGCUGUUGUAUGUUUGUGGGAACUGGGGACUGACAAAAUCAACUGGGGGAGCACAUAUCAAGUAAAUGUUUGACCCUUCGUCCCAUAUUACUAUCCUAUAGGUGGCAGUAUUGGUUAACCUAUCUGGCUUGUGAAAGACAACCAAAGCCUAAUUCACAAAAAGGGCUUUUUUGAUUGUCAUCUAAAAGGUUCUUAUGUAUUAUCUGUCCCCCUUUAACGCAGCACUCCCCAAUUCUGCAACUAUUAGGGCACUAGCUGUGGCAAAUUUGUCUCGAGGGAGAAAAACCUCAACUCAGAAUUUUGGUUGAACUGAUUAAUUCAUGUAUUGUUUUGCCCCAUUCAAAAGAAAUCCAAACUGUGGUUUUCCUUUUUCUCAUUGUUUGACUUGAUAAGAAUGUUAAACUGAUUUGAACUGAAAAGGCGAUGCAGGUUGAAUGCCCAUAGUGUCUUAUUGUCCACUUAGUCUUAAAACAGCUGGUAAGAAGAUGUGUGUGUCUUGAUGCUAAUUUAUUUUCGUAUUAUAACCAGAUAUUUAUUUAAAUGUGGUCCGUACAGACAGCACUCAAAUAAUAGAUGCUGCUAGCAUAUAAGUUUAGUUACAAUACUAUAACAACAUAUUCAGCAACUGUUUAUAUAUUGUAUUUAGCAAUUAUGAUGCAACACACUGAUUAGCCUACCUAUUGAUCAAGGUUUGGGGUGUUACGUUGUCACUACCUGUUUAACAUUUCGGACAGGAAGUCCUGAUUUGACAUUUGUUCCUUCGGACCUUCUCUGCAUCUGAAGUCUACAGUCUGUAAAUGUGUGAAUUUCCAGGGUGCAGGAUAUUCCAUGUCCCUUUUCAAUAAGUCUGUGAGGGCGUAGUGGCGUAGUGCGGCCUUAGUCAAAGUGCAUUACACUGGGAGACACCGCAUCAGCAAGUGUGGGAGUGCUCUGUCCCCAGUGCUGCAGAAUGGAGAAAAAUAUCUGCAAUGGGACAGGGCAAUGGUCUGUGUGAAUGAGGACCUGUGUGCAUGAGGUCUCUCGUUUUGCUCCAUUACAUUUAAACUGCAAUGAGCAAACACUUCCACCACCAAGCUUCCUCUCACUACAAUUAAACAAGAAACACUUAAUAAUGCACUUUAAGGUAAUUUUCUUUAACUUCAACCAGACUUGAAUCUUUUUUUUUUACACAAAUCAAAUGAGUGAUCGCUAGCAUUGCAUUGUGAUGCUUUUUAUCAUACAUUUGACUGAAAUGAUUAAUAUUAAAGGCCCAGUGCAGUCAAAAACAAGAUAUUCUUGUAUUUUAUAUGUAUAUUUCCACACUGACGUUGGAAUAAUACUGUGAAAUUGUGAAAAUUAUAAUGCCCUUUUAGUAUAAGAGCUGUUUGAAAAGACUGCCUGAAAUUACAGCUUGUUUUUUGGGGAUGGAAUUUGGCCUUCCAUGGUGACAUCACCAUGCGGUAAAUUAGUUAAUAGACCAAUAAAGAGUUCCAAACCUUUCUGCCCAUAACAGCACAUGUUCUGUUUUCCCCUCCUAACUCAGACCAUUCCCAGACAGUCCUAGCAAAAUUCUUGCUUGAGAAAUUGCUUUUUGAUAAGAAGCUAUUUUUGUAUAUUUUUGAUCAUUUUAAUUGAAAACAAUCCCAGUAAGGUACUUAAUUGUUACCCAGAAAUGAUUUGAUAUUGAGAUAAAAAUGGCUGCAUUGGACCUUUUAAUUGUUAUAUGGAGCAUGAAUCGAGGCUGAUAUGUUAUUUGUUGUAAGGCUUAAUGUCUCAAAAGCUGUUUGUCCUGUAUGCUGAAGGCCUUAUUUUACCUGAGAUCCAUGAAUCGACUUUUUGAUUCAUGUACUCAGUUUCCAGAGGAUGGAGAGAGAAAUUGGUCUAAGUAAUUUAUUUUGUUCCAUCCUCAGGGAGAAUUUAGUAGUUCUGAAAAACACAUUUUUCUCGUAAUUCCCCCUGUCAAUGUUUCCCAGUGUUCACUAGGCAGUGUCAGUUUCCCUAGUCUUCACUGUCCCCUCACUGCAUGUAUUUAUAAAGGGGAACUUAUAUGCAUAAACAUGAUGACACAUGGUUGUCAUUAUUUGGCUAAAGGCUUUUUCUGCUUGGCACAGCUCCACAAAAAUAAGUUUAUCUUUUACAGUUUUGCUUUAGUGCAAAUAUCAGAGCCUGAAUCCAUAUGUUCUGUCCACAAGAGGAUGGAAAAGGCUGAGUCUGUAGUAUUGUACUCCAACUAAGGAUACCACUCCAUACUGCCUGAAAUGUAGCGCUUUCUCUUGCAUUGACGAGCAGGCAAUCAGACUCGUCGCUUUUGUAAACUUGAAAUGCACUGCACAUGGUCCCCCUGUUUAUUGCUUUAGGCUGAAAUGUAUAGUAUCUAUAUAUUAGUCUUUUAGAUGGUCUCUUUUGAAUCAAACAGACUAAAUACAGACUAAAUCCUGAAUAUGUUUAGAAAAGUAUUGAAAACAAUUGUCCUUUUGUAGAAGAAUGCAUCUUUGUUGAAGGAAUGUAAAGCUAAAUGUAUUCAUGCUUAUGUUUUAAAGUAACUCAAUAUUA